Molecule: messenger RNA, 3172 nt
Organism: Vigna angularis (adzuki bean)
Lineage: Eukaryota; Viridiplantae; Streptophyta; Magnoliopsida; Fabales; Fabaceae
Product: glycerol-3-phosphate dehydrogenase SDP6, mitochondrial
Exons: 6
Coding region: 255-2135 (626 amino acids)
Biological process (GO): glycerol-3-phosphate metabolic process
Cellular component (GO): glycerol-3-phosphate dehydrogenase (FAD) complex; mitochondrion
Molecular function (GO): glycerol-3-phosphate dehydrogenase (quinone) activity
Source: RefSeq, a predicted model, not a curated record
ACCAUUAUAGUUCCACACUCACUCUUCUCCAUGAAGAGGAUAGCAAAAGAAACCAACACAGCUUCCAAAAAAAAUCUUCACAGUUAUAAAUUAUUAUAAUUUUUCAGCUAGAAUCACGUUCACCAAAAAUUAUGAUACUUUUUACGUAGUAAACGUGACAUUAAGACAGCGCCACUCUCCUCGUGACUCGCGAGUGAAGCACACUUCUCUCCCUCUCUCUCUUCCUUCUCACUUUUCUGCUUUCAUUCCCUUUCAUGACUCGCCUCAGGCGACUCGGCACCGCCGUCGGAGCCGCCGUGGCCACAGCAUACGGCGGCUCCAUCCUCCUCUCGCCUCCUGUAUCCGUUAGCGACGGGGGAUCGCACCUCGCCGCUGUCCGAGAGAAGAUCCACGAUCCAUUUGCUGCCGUUCCAUCGAGAGAGGUUCAGCGGUCGGCGCUGAUCGGCGCGGGUGCCGCGAGUCCUCUGGAUGUUCUCGUUAUCGGCGGCGGCGCCACCGGCUCCGGCGUGGCGCUCGACGCCGUCACUCGAGGACUCCGCGUUGGCCUCGUCGAGAGAGAGGAUUUCUCUUCCGGAACUUCCUCUCGCUCCACCAAGCUCAUUCAUGGAGGUGUUCGUUACCUAGAGAAAGCUGUCUUUAAACUUGACUAUGGCCAGCUAAAGCUAGUAUUCCAUGCACUUGAGGAACGUAAACAGGUUAUUGACAAUGCACCACACCUAUGCCAAGCUUUGCCUUGCAUGACACCAUGUUUUGACUGGUUUGAAGUACUGUACUACUGGAUUGGCUUGAAAAUGUACGAUUUGGUCGCAGGAGCACGAUUAUUACACUUAUCGAGAUAUUAUUCAGCAAAGGAGUCUGUUGAACUUUUUCCCACUCUAGCAAAGGAGGGAAAAGGUAGAAGUCUGAGGGGCACGGUUGUUUAUUAUGAUGGACAGAUGAAUGAUGCACGUCUUAAUGUUGGACUGGCUUGCACUGCAGCAUUAGCUGGUGCUGCAGUUCUGAAUCAUGCAGAAGUUGUAUCUUUACUGAAGGAUGAUGCUGAUGAACGGAUAAUUGGUGCACGAAUUAGGGAUAAUUUAACUGGCAAAGAGUUUGAUACAUAUGCAAAAGUAAUUGUGAAUGCGGCUGGGCCUUUUUGUGAUUCUGUAAGGAAAAUGGCUGACAAAAGCGCACGUGACUUGAUUUCUCCAAGCAGUGGUGUACAUAUUAUACUCCCUGAUUAUUAUUCCCCCGAGGGAAUGGGCUUGAUUGUUCCUAAAACUAAGGAUGGACGUGUUGUUUUCAUGCUACCAUGGUUGGGAAGGACAGUUGCCGGAACUACAGAUUCUAAUACCAACAUUACCUUUCUUCCAGAGCCACAUGAAGACGAAAUACAAUUUAUAUUAGAUGCCAUCUCUGAUUACCUUAAUGUUAAAGUCCGCCGCACUGAUGUUCUUUCUGCCUGGAGUGGCAUUCGUCCAUUAGCCAUGGACCCAUCAGCUAAAAAUACGGAGAGUAUCUCUAGGGAUCAUGUUGUCUUUGAGGAUCGCCCUGGUUUGGUCACCAUUACCGGUGGCAAGUGGACUACCUAUAGAAGCAUGGCAGAAGAUGCUGUCGAUGCAGCUAUAAAGUCUGGGAAGUUGACCCCCACCAAUGAAUGUGUCACCAACAAUCUCAGGAUUGUUGGUGGUGAAGGGUGGGAUCCUGCAUCUUUUACCAUUCUUUCUCAACAGUAUGUGCGCAUGAAAGUAACAUACAAGGGUAAAGUUGUUCCUGGUGUGAUGGACACUGCUGCAGCAAAGCACUUGUCUCAUGCAUAUGGAACAUUGGCUGAACGUGUUGCUUCCAUUGCUCAGAAUGAAAAUUUGGGUAAGCGACUUGCCCAUGGUUACCCUUUUUUGGAGGCUGAGGUGGCCUACUGUGCUCGUCAUGAGUAUUGUGAAUCUGCAAUUGACUUCAUUUCGAGGAGGUCUCGUCUAGCUUUCCUUGACACUGAUGCUGCAGGACGGGCCUUACCUCGUGUCAUUCAAAUAUUGGGAUCUGAGCACAAAUGGGACAAGACAAGGCAGAAAGAAGAGAUGCAGAAAGCUAAAGAGUUUUUGGAGACUUUUAAAUCCUCGAAAAAUGCUCAAUUCCAUGAUGGGAAGCAUAAUUAGUAAGUAUUUUUUGGCUUCAUUGACAUUUUAACUCCCAUAAUAUACACCUCUUGCGGUUCUGGUCCCUAGAAAUAUUUCUGGUCGGUUUUGAUUCUUCUUAAAUUUUUUUUUCCAGCUGUUACUGUUUUGAAAGGUUUUCUUUUUAAUCCAUGUUAUUUAGAAAACUUAAUAUUCGUUUUCUAAUGUGUCAGCUUGGUUAUCAAUGAAUACGAGUUGGACUACAACCGAAAAACUAAAAUAAUACGGAAUUUUUUCUGAGCUAAAGUGGAAUGAGGUGUAUAUUAUGGGGAAUAAAAAGUUAAUUAAGCUUAGAAAUUUAUUGUGUUAAUUUUAGAAGUUCAGUUCAAAGGAUGAAUAAUUUAUAACCACAUACACAUUUUUAGGCCUUUGGACUUGAAAUGAGGAGCAACUUCCAAAAACAUGGUAUUAUUGCCUAGAGAUUGGGUCAGUAAAAGAUUGCAGCUAUUGUCAGUAGCUUGAUACAUCUCAGAAGUAAUUAUUUCGUGAACUUGUCAAAGUUGGCUGGCAGAAUGCAUUCAAAUUUGUUAAGUUGUCUGAGCUUGAACUAACGUUUUUCUCUUGCAAGAAAUGCCAGUAACAUUCUCUGACACACUCUUUUAAUGAUUCAUCUUCUAGUGGUUGAAAUUUAUUAAAAAUAAUAAAAAUUGUGCGUUUGCCUCAUUUAAUAAUUUCAUAUUAUUUUCAAUAAAUUUCAACCAGAGGAGGAAUUUAUUCUAAAGAGAAAUUGUGUUAAGAGUAUGUUGCUAACAUAUAUCUCCUGAAAUAGUUGUGCUAUGCCACGUGUUUUGGGGAGUUGUGGCUGGGGUGUGGAGAAACAUAAUAGAAGUGUCUGGUAAAAAGGUAAACAAAUAGAAUGUAGCAAACCACUUCCUGUUAAGAGAUCUUUGUUUCAAAUAAGUCUUUCGGAAAAAUAUUGACCAGGCCAUUAUGUAUUGGUUUAAACUUUUCUUUGUUGUAGAUAUUUGGGGGACAUUCUGAAAGUAAGAUGAAAUAUAAAUAUGUUUAACUUCAAAUUA